AUGAAGGAUGGCACUGUUGUGGCGUGGGGGGAUGCCGACUGGGGUGGCGACACCUCAGCGGUCAUGGAGGAGUUGAAGGGAGUCAGUCAGGACGGAUCCGUUGUCACCUGGGGCGACGCAGAUUGGGGAGGGAACGCCGCGUCCGUGCAAAACCAACUCUACAUGAUCUCCUGGGUUUCGGGAACCUUUCGCGCCUUCCUGGAACUGCGGGAGAGUGGCACAUUUUAUCUUGGGGAUGAUGUGGAUGGGUCGGUUGUCACUUGGGGAGACCCAAAGUGCGGUGGCGACUCUUCAAGAGUCAGACAGGAGCUAAGAGGAGUGGUGGAGGUUUGCCACACAGCAGGUGCAUUUGCCGCACUGAAGGCAGAUGGUUCUGUUGUUGCGUGGGGCGACCCAGCAUGUGGAGGCGACAAUUCAAGCGUGCACAAGCUGUGCAAAGCUGCAAGACAGAUGUUCGGAUUGUACAAGGUGUUUGCAUGCAUCAUGGAAGAUGGAUCCGUGUCAAUUUGGGGAGAUGACACGCUGUGCAAAGACAUGACACACCUACAAAACAUUACUGCGGUGUCUGGCACUGCCAAAGCAUGCGCUGCGAUUGUUGCAGAUGGGUCGGUGGUGGCAUGGGGCGAGGAAAGGUGGGGUGGCGACUGCUCGGAGGUUGCUUCCCAGCUUCAGGAGGUGCAGCAGAUCUGCGCCACAGGCGGGGCUUUCGCAGCCAGGACACAGCGCGGGGCUGUGAUAACUUGGGGCGAUGCUACCAGUGGGGGCGACUCUCUGGAAGUGUGGGACCAGCUUUCGGAUGGCGUCGUCGAUUUGAGCCAUACGAGCAGCGCCUUCGCUGCCAGGAAGGAGGAUGGCUCAGUUGUGACAUGGGGCAACGAGGAGUUGGGCGGUAACUCAUUCGAGCUUUCUUACGAGCUGAAUGAUGGCGUGGUGCAGCUGUGCGGCAACGGAGGGGCUUUUGCGGCCCGGAAGACAGAUGGCACAGUUGUAUGCUGGGGAGAUUCGAGCGCUGGUGCCAACGUGAGACUUCAGAACAUCACCGACAUAUGCUGCACUUACCGGGCCUUUGCUGCCGUGAAGGAGAAUGGCUCAGUCGUGGCUUGGGGUGAUCCGAAUUGCGGAGGAGACUGCUCCAAGGUUGCAGCUUCACUGCGGGGAGAAGUGGUACACCUUUGCGGAACUUUUGGGGCCUUCGCUGCGGUCAAGAAAGACGGGUAUUCAGUUGAUGCAAGCUUCGUUAACAAAGCUGGCAUUGACGCCAGCGACCUUUUUCAGAAGCUGGAUGUCGCUUGCAACGGCUACCUGAGGUAUGACGAAGUCAGCCUCAUGGCUUAUGCCUUCGACCCUGAGCUUACAGGACAACAGUUGGACAACUUGUUUCGGCACUUCGACCCCCGGGGCUGCGGUAUGGUGGACGUGGAAGGCUUUAAGCGGUGUUUGGGCUUUCUCGUGACGGGCGAGGAGCAGAGAUGCAGCGUCCAAGAUGCCUUCACCAUUUUCGACACCAAUCGCAAUGGGUUCCUCGAUCAGAACGAGUUCUACAGAUUCUUGGUGUCCUGCGAUUGCAAAGCAGCCCACCUAGUCAGCCAACGAGAGAGCGAUCUGAUCUUCGCCGAGGUCUCCAGGAACACGGGCCGGGUGGAUGUAAAUACCUUUGCCCAGGCCUUUGCCAUCAACCCUGGCUCCCUGGCGUGGCUGCCUGAGAGUAAGGGGCUGCUUUGGAGAAAGUGGCAGGCGCUGGAAGAUGCGGGUUCUGAUUUGGGAGGGUUCGCAGCGGUGACUACUUCUGUUCAGCAUGAGCACGUGCCGCCUCACAUUGUCCUGACCCGCUGCGGUUUCGGUGCGGAGUGUCGGCCCAGACUUUCUCAAGAUGUCCACAGCAGCUUCUAUCAUGCCGCCUUCGGGGCCGCCACAGAGAAGCUGGAGGCUUUCGAUGCCCAGGGCCUUGCCAACCUUGCCUGGGCAGUGGCUGCGCUCAGAGCCCCACACUGCGCCCGGCCGUUGCUGUCGGGCAUCCGAGAAGCAGCGGCUAGAGAUGUAGUUGGACGACGCGCCGCCUCGGUAAGCCUGCCAUCAGAGGCAAGGACGCUGGCAUUUAGCCUAUUGGCCCUCACGUGGGCUUUGAGCUUCAGCAAGGAGCUGGACUCAAAUCUGGAGGACCUUAUUUGGCAUGCCCUGUCGGAGAUGGCCAGAGUCCUGGACACAGGAACGAGGUUCUGCGAGGCGGUGAGGCGAGCACAGCCUACAACCCGAGAUGUGGACAUCCCUCUUCCACAAGCACUUGUCGACAGCCCCGGUAUGCUGGUUGUCCUGAAGCCGCCUGGGUGGGAGGUAGACACAUCCAUGGAUCAAACAGAUGCCUACUGCCUCUCGACUCACCUGCAAGCGCUCCGAACUAUGCAGGACUCUCCGGUGCUCCAUUUGUACAGCUAUGGUUUCGGAUUCAUCCACAGAUUGGACGUCGCCAGUUCCGGGUUGGUGCUAGCAGCCACCACCUUUCAGGGCCUGCUGCGGCUGCAACUGCAAAAGGCUCUCAAUCGAAUUGACAGAGAGUAUAUUGUGUUGUGCUACGGGCUGGACCCUCAUCCAAAGCACGCGGUGGAUGUGGAUGUCACAGUGAAGGGGUGGUUGAAGGCUUCCAGGACUCUCACAGAUGACACGGGCCUCCCAGCAGAAUCCAGGCUAUGCUCGGUUGCGCACUUGCGGCAUCCUAUGCCAAGUUGUAUGUCUGCAGUUGCCAUUCAGAUCUUCACAGGGCGUAGACAUCAAAUUCGCGCUCACACUCGCUCGAUCAGGCAUCCAACAGUGUGUGAUGCCUGGUACGCCCCGAGUGACGUUUACUUGGUGGAGCGUGAGCUGCUUGGGCCAGCGCCCAUGCGAGCUUGGGUGCGCACUCCAAGGCUCACAGUGAACCAAGGAAGCGUGACAUAUUCUCACCAAUCACGUAUUCUGCCUUGGCGCUUGCCCAUGAAAGUACUUGGUACCGUGGUUUCUCAACCAUAA
Symbiodinium pilosum is the source of this 3003-nucleotide messenger RNA. NCBI's taxonomy places the organism in Eukaryota, Dinophyceae, Suessiales, Symbiodiniaceae. The record is from the annotation of a GenBank genome assembly.